AUGAGGAAUAAAAGAGGUGCCAAAGGAUUACCCUGCUGUGGCAAAGAUUCGGUGGACAUUAUGGAUUCACAGGGUGCCAUAAACCGAAACCAGUUCCAGCCAAUACAAGAGGAAGAUGACAUGGAGCUGGAGGACGAAUUGCUAGGGCCAGAGGUUCCCGAAGAAGAGGUCCCUCGAGUGGAGCCAGAACAGAAGCCCAAGCCCUUCCCACAGGCAGAGCCCAAGGCCAAACAGGAAGACCCCAAGCCCCAGGAGUACAGGGAAGAGUCCCCCCAACCCUACGGAGACGGGCUAGCAAAGCCAGGCAUCAGACAGCUGAGCAUGAGGUCCAACUCCAGCUACGUGAGUUCCGUGGACGAGGACUACCACUCCAUCCACGUGCAGACCUCCAGGCACCUCUUCUGGGUAGACAGGCUCAUCCAGGUGUCAGAACACAGCCUGCAACCAGUGAUCAGCACGCAGCCCAUCCAGAAGAGCACAGAAGAGCCCACCAGAGGCCCAGCCCAACAGACGGUCCCCAAGGACCCUGGGAGCUCCAAGAAGCAGAGCCAGGACCCCAGCGCCCAGCAAGGCCCUCGAGACAAAGCCUCCCAGAAGACUCCAAGCCCCGAGCCGUCCUUCUGCGUGCCCUCCAUGGGCCUGGAAGAGCUAAUCAAUUUUGCAUCAACCCUGGCCAUGGCCUCCUCCAGCAGGAUGGACUUGCCCAGCUUGCAGCACAUGAUCAAGACCACACCCCAGAAGACCAUGCCACCUCCCACAGAGCCCGCCAUGGAUCACGCUGCCCAGCCCACCACGGACGAGCCAGAGCAGGAAAAUCUCACAACGGAUGAGAAGCCACCAGAGGAACCAAGAGAAGCCAGGGAACCGCAGGAUGCCCCAAAGCAAGAAGAUAAGGACAUCCCUCACCCUUACCUUGACCUCGGCAAGCCAGGGCUCAAGAGGGCCACCAUUGAAGGGGAGCUGAAGUUUCUCCAGUCCCCGCCCAUGUCCCCUCAGCCAGAAGGAGCUGCGAAAGAGCCUGCACAGAAGCCUCAAAGACUGCUCACACAAGACCCAGGAGAGGAGCAGACUGGCAGAACCCAGAAGGGAAGGUUGCAGCAACGUGCCACCCUCCUGACCCAGAAGGAGCCAGCUGCUGCCUUGGCCACAGGGGCUAAGCAGGCUUCCCAGAGGACCAGACAGCUCAAGGGCCUUGAGGCCAUCCACACAGUACAGUCAGGCCCUCAGACCAGGCCUCAGAGCUUUGUAGACAAGAACCUGCUUCCCCUGACAGCACGGCAGCUGGCAGCAUUCCAGGAUGUCUUCAAACUGUUCAGCUCCAGCCCAACAGGCUCCGUGGACAUGCGCAGUAUGAAAACUGCCCUGUGCAAUAUGGGUGUCCAGCUGAGCCCUCAGGAGAUGAGUGAGGCUCUGCGGCAGGCGGACUUGGAUGGUGAUGGAACGGUAAGCUUCAAAGACUUCCUGGGUGUCCUCACUGACAGCCACUGCCUGGCUCAGUGCUUGGGCAAGGUGAGGAACAGCUGGGCCUGUGACCCUCAGGGCUUGCAAACCCUCUUCUUGGAGAUGCUGUUCAAGCUGAUGAGUCUGGGCUAUGUGCCCUUCAAGUCGGCACGGGAGGUGAUGAGCUACUACUCCAAAAAGCAGCGGUCUCUGCGGCUGAACGCAAGCCGGAAAGGUCGGUCCCGCAGCCACGGCCGCAGCGGGCGCUCUCACGCGGGCCUCGCGUUCUUCUGCCAGGCCGCGCGCCUCAUCGGCCUCUCCAAUGCCGAGCUGGCGCGUUCGCUGCACGGACUGCACAAAGCGGGAGCGUGCAGUCCCUACUCCCAGAUACCUAGCCUGAACGGGCGGUCGCAGCCGGAAUCCCUCACGCAGAGGCGAACUCCGCGCCCCGACGUCCGACGUCCCAAGUCGUCCCAGCCCAGUCGCCCCAAGCGCAGGCCCAAGAGCGGGCGACCCAGCCAAGGGUUCGCGGACCAGUUACUAGGGUGCAUGUGCCCUUCGAAACUGGCUCCGUGCCCCCAAACUCUGAUGCAGAAGCAGCCCUUCUCCCCCUCUCCGGCCUAUUUGCAGAGACCUGCUACGAAGAAAUUGUACAAGUAA
Molecule: messenger RNA, 2100 nt
Organism: Rangifer tarandus platyrhynchus (Svalbard reindeer)
Lineage: Eukaryota; Metazoa; Chordata; Mammalia; Artiodactyla; Cervidae
Source: the annotation of a GenBank genome assembly